AUGGCCCGAUCACCUCCAUCAAAAGUUCUCACCCCCCUCGUCCUCGGCACCGCAACCUUCAACACCCAAUACAAUGACGACCCCUUCUCCCUCCCCUCCACAUCCAUCGUCCACCGCGCACUUCGCGCCGGCAUCCGCGCUUUUGAUACAUCCCCAUACUACGGCCCCUCUGAAGAGAUUCUAGGCCAAGCGCUCGCUUCGGAACGAGUAGCGUCUGAAUUCCCUCGUCAUACAUACCAACUUCUCACCAAAAUCGGGCGAGUCGCCUUAUCGUCGUUCGAUUACUCGCCUGCUUGGGUACGAUAUAGCAUAAAUCGCAGUCUGAAAAGGUUACGCACGGAUUAUUUGGAUGUCGUUUAUUGCCACGAUGUGGAAUUCGUGUCUGCGGCAGAAGUCCUCGAAGCGGUACGCGAAUUGAGACGCAUUCGUGAUGCGGAUCAGUCGAUUCGGUAUGUGGGCAUUUCGGGGUAUCCGGUUGAGACACUGGCGGAAUUAGCGGAGUUAGUCCUCAAGGAAACAGGGGAGCCGUUGGAUGUGGUCAUGUCGUAUGCGAAUUAUAAUCUACAGAAUACGCGAUUGGCGACAAAGGCGUUGGCGAGGUUGCAGGCUGCGGGUGUGGAUGUUGUGCCUAACGCGUCGAUAAUGGGGAUGGGGUUGUUGAGGGGCCAGGGUGUGUUUGACUGGCAUCCUGCGCCUAACGGGUUGAGGGACGCAACUUCAAGGGCUGUAGAGGUGCUACGGGAUGAGAAGAAUGAGAAGUUGGAGUCGCUGGCUACGAGAUAUGGAAUUGAGUCGUGGAUACGAGAGGGCUCAGCCGUGGGUGUGUAUGGACAUCCGCUGGAGGCGACGGAUGGUGCUACUGCAAAGCUGAGUAAUGGUCAACGACUGGGUGUCACGGUGGUGGGCGUGAGUAAUGUGAAGGAAGUCGAUGAGUUGGUAGCUAUAUAUCGCGAGGUUCUCGAUGACGUUGUUUACUCAGAUGAAACGCCAUCGACGAAAUCCCUCGAGACGGCAGAGUCGACCAAGUUGGUGCGCUCGAUAUUGGGACCGGAAUGGGUGGAUUAUGCCUGGCCGAGUCCUGGAGAGGGCUAUGUUAAUACAUUACCAGAUGAUCAUCACAAGUUCUUAGAAGAGCAGAACAACAAAACGACCACAUAUGCGGCUGGCAAGGCUGGAGAAGUUGCGGUUAGCGCAACUGAAGUUCGCGGUGUUGCAGCCUGA
This is a messenger RNA of Talaromyces amestolkiae, 1221 nucleotides long. RefSeq lists its product as uncharacterized. The transcript has a single exon. Lineage: Eukaryota; Fungi; Ascomycota; Eurotiomycetes; Eurotiales; Trichocomaceae. The coding region runs from base 1 to 1221 and encodes 406 amino acids. The record is from RefSeq and is a predicted model, not a curated record. Gene Ontology annotation, molecular function: D-arabinose 1-dehydrogenase [NAD(P)+] activity. Gene Ontology annotation, cellular component: cytosol. Gene Ontology annotation, biological process: dehydro-D-arabinono-1,4-lactone biosynthetic process.